Klebsormidium nitens is the source of this 3266-nucleotide messenger RNA. NCBI's taxonomy places the organism in Eukaryota, Viridiplantae, Streptophyta, Klebsormidiophyceae, Klebsormidiales, Klebsormidiaceae. The record is from the annotation of a GenBank genome assembly.
CUUCUGGAAGAAAGGCCCAUGUCACACAACCAGAGGGAGCGCCCACGAGCGCCUUGUCAGGGAGGACUUUUCUGCAGCCGCAUUAUUGUCCAGCCUUCAACGAUUUGUUGAAUUCUAGUCUCACAUAGCCUUUCGAAGUAGCUUGUCAAAGCAGCGUGCUGCCUGGUGAGGGGCUUUCUUCUCUCUGCAAGGACAUUUAUUCAGCACAUUGAACCGUCCAAGAGCCCCUCUUUUUGGUAGUCUUUUCAUCGACUUUCUUGUAAUAGCAAUCAGAGAUGGUGCUUUCUUCUGGGUGUUCAAAUCUGCAUCACAUUCAAAGAAAGUGUGGUGCGGCGGGCGGCGUUCCGUCGCAGUACGGUGCUUACAGUAUGUCCCGACAUUCUUUGGUGGAUGUCAAUAACGAGAGCUCUUCUGUGAGAUAGCACCGUUUCAUCAAAAUGGCGCCCACAGGUUUCAGAACGCACGCUGAAAGCCCGCUUCUUGACCAGCUGCCCACCUCUAGUUCCUCGCCCAGAUUCCGAAACAGCACCUCCCGCCCCAAGGCCUUCUCUAAGGCUCUCCCGCUGCCAAUGCUGGUGAGAGAGAGGCCGCUGCGGGUAGCUUUUCUUGUCCUUUUAGCGCUCGUUCUCAGUUUCUUGGCGGUGGUGUCAUGGGCGCAUUUAAACCCCGACACGCGGCUCGGGAGAGAGAUGCACUUCUUUGCGCCUGCAGAGGAGUGGCGGAAAGCGAGGGUGGCAUUUGAAAAGGGGCAGUUUCGGCCGUUGCUAGGUGGGGACUCUCAGAGCGUAUUGACAGCAGGGGGGAAGGAAGAGUUUGGAACGCAAGAUGAGGGGCAUCGAAAUGAAGUUGUGGAGCUUGACAAACCCGAGUCGAGCAAUGUUCAUGAGAACAAAGUGCUAGGUGUUGCGCAAGAAGGCAAUGUAAGAGAAAGUGAAGCAGACACUGAAAAUACGGGCGCGUCAGUGGACAUUGAAGAAGGCAAGACUACCUCUCAGGCCGACGUUCAAAAUGAACUGGGGGUUGCGAACAGCAGUAGCACUGCCCCCCCGGAGCCCCACCCAGUAGUUGCGUUUGUAAUUAAAGCCUUGUCUCAGUUCGGCUUUGAGAAGGAGCCCACUUUAGAAGCGGCCCUCCUGUUGACCACGCCUCCUAAGUUCCCUGGCUCGUAUUCUGAAAGUGGAGCGGGGAAAGAUGAUGACACCAGAAGGAAGGAAAGCGUCUCGGUACGCCAAUCCUUGGAGCACAGCACUGACUUAGAAACAAGUCAUGAAGUCCAUUCGGAACCAGACUCUUCAGCAAACAAGGGUCAGAGCGAAGUCCCAAUUACAACUCACGAACUGGGGGUGCCCAAGAACAUGCGGAAGGGCACCCCCUUGGAACAGCUGAGGCGGGUUAUGCCGGAGCGCCGGCCAAACCCAAUCCCUAACCCCGAGUUUUGGGCUAAGACUUACUAUGGUAGCGGGAGUAGCAUGAGUUGUGACCUGGGGGAUGGGGCGUGGGUCGAGGACGCAGAAUUGGAGCCCCUGGAAACAGCGAAUUGCAGGUACACCGAGGGGGAGCAGUGCGCGUGGCGCAGGGAGUCGGUUCCUAACUACCGGUCGUUCCGGUGGCUCCCAUACGAUUGCGACCUGCCCUUCUUUGACGCAGAGUCGUUCCUCGAGCAGUGGCGCGACAAGACGGUGUUGGUAGUUGGGGACUCCCUCGGGCGAAAUUUCUUCGAGGCGCUGCUCUGCCAGCUGUCAGCCGUUGGGCCGCUCGUUCCGUUGUCGGAAGCAAGCGACCGGGAAAUAAGCGACCGGGAACAAAAUGAUCGGGACAUGCGGGGCCAGGAAAUGAGUGACGGGGUAGUGGACGAAAGGGAAGAGACUGACCGGGAGACGGGAGAAGGGGAAGCGAACAACCGGGAGAGGACGGAUCGGGGGGCCACGGAGCUGUUCUGGAGCGAGCGGUUCAACGUCACGGUGGGCCGGGUGACGUCAGAGUUCCUGGUGAUGCGGGACACGAGCGCCGAGGAGCUCGAGAGGUUCGGCCAGAAAGCGGGCAAGGACCGGUUCCUCUUGUCGCUCGACCGGUUGGAUCCCGCGUGGGAAGCCCUCCUGCCGCGAAUCGACCUACUGAUUCUCAACUCGGGGCACUGGUGGGUUUCGAAAUCGAAGCGAAAAGCGUAUCUGCUGGGGGGCGAGCUUCGACGAGAGCUAGAUAGCUCGGAGGCGUACAAGAUCGCCAUGCGGCACGUGCGGGACGCCGUCGAGGGUUCGGGCUUCAAGGGCGUCGCCAUGUUCCGGACGUUUUCGGACGCGCACUACCACAAGGGCGACUGGGACACUCCGGGGGCGAACUGCAAGAACGGACGGCCCGAGGAGACAAUCAAGCUGUCUAGCAAGCUCUUGAGGUUUCUAAGCGUUCAGGAAGAGAUCUUCAGCGGAUCAGAGUUCCGCCUGAUGGAGAUAACGCGCCUGACCGAGUAUCGGCACGACGGCCACGUCGGGCCGCGCAAGGACUUGGGCGGCAAGUGGGACUGCACGCACUGGUGCGCGGGGGGAGUGCCCAACACGUGGCUUGACGUCAUGCAGGCAAUGCUGGACGCGUGACGACACGUGGCGCGUAUUUAUAGGGGGAUUUCACGGGUAGCGGUCACGUGAUGCCACCUACCAUGUCUCAUACUGACUUCUGCUACCGCAAGGAGCAAAUAAAACAAAACGCUGGAAGUCGGAGGUACGUGUGGUCUCUAAGUGAGUUUUGAGAGGUGCCGCAACUAUGAUGGAGCGGGAAGGGAUGCUGAGACACGUGGGGCGGGUUUCGUGUAGGCACGUCACAUGUUUUGGAUCGAAUAACGAACGGCUGGGUUGGAUUGCUUCUAUUCGAAAAACGAAUCUGUAAAGAACUGAAAGUAGUCGGGAAUGGAGUGAAAGCGAACAUGUCUUGGUCAAAAGGAGGUUGAUGUGGUUUACAAUUUGCACGUAGGGCGACUGCAGAUUGCCGCCCAGAUGAGCACCUGUAUACAUCGGACUAAGUCAGCAGCAGUCGUUAACGGACUGUCGUGUUAGGUAUUUUGUCUCAGUCGAGCCGCUGCAGCUAGCGUCAAGCAAACCAGGUUCCGGGUUCUACCCAUUUUGACGUACUAUUAGUCAUAUAGAGCCAUGUAAAUUAAGGUUGCAGAGUGACGUUGCCAGCUUUGUUAGGGUUUCCGGAAGCCCGCCGCGCAUCGACAACACUUUCAUGUACGCAAUGAUCUGGCAACAAACCUUGACUCUGAUCGAAGCGCU